Vombatus ursinus (common wombat) is the source of this 2383-nucleotide messenger RNA. RefSeq names its product hydroxysteroid 17-beta dehydrogenase 13 (gene HSD17B13). Gene Ontology annotation, cellular component: lipid droplet. The record is from RefSeq and is a predicted model, not a curated record. Gene Ontology annotation, molecular function: oxidoreductase activity, acting on the CH-OH group of donors, NAD or NADP as acceptor. The coding region runs from base 214 to 1116 and encodes 300 amino acids. The transcript has 7 exons. NCBI's taxonomy places the organism in Eukaryota, Metazoa, Chordata, Mammalia, Diprotodontia, Vombatidae.
GUUUGUCAGCACCUGGCACCACUUCAAGUGAGUCUAUUGCAAGAGAAUCAACAGAACAUGAGAAGAAAGCCUGCUCUUGUGGCCUUGCAUAUCACCCUCCUGUCCCCUUUAAUACCUGGGACACAACUGGAGCUCCAACCUUAACACCUUUCUCCGUGGCUCUCUCCACUAAAGGAAAAUAAUAGGUUAGGAGAGAGAACUGCAAUCAAAACAAUGAACAUCAUCGUCGAACUCUUUCUACUUGUGGCCAUUGUCAUCUAUUCCUACCUGGAGGCCUUGGUGAAGCUAUUUAUUCCAGUGAAAAGGAAGUCUGUCAGUGGAGAAAUUGUACUUAUUACAGGAGCUGGUCAUGGAAUUGGGAGGCUCACUGCCUGUGAAUUUGCCAAACACAAAAGCAAACUGGUUCUGUGGGAUAUUAAUAAGCACGGUGUUGAAGAAACAGCUGCUGAAUGCAGAAAACUAGGGGCCACGGCUCGUGCUUUUGUGGUUGACUGCAGCAAAAAAGAGGAAAUUUAUAGCAUGAUAGACAAGAUAAAGAAUGACAUUGGUGAUGUGACCAUCGUGGUGAAUAAUGCUGGAGCGGUUUACCCAGCUGAUCUUCUGAGCACCAAAGAUGAGGAAAUUACCAAAACAUUUGAAGUCAACAUUCUAGGUCACUUCUGGAUUAUUAAAGCGCUCCUGCCUUCUAUGAUGCAGAGAAACCAUGGUCACAUUAUCACUGUAGCAUCCAUAUGUGGACAUGGAGUGAUUCCUUAUCUUAUCCCUUAUUGUUCCAGUAAAUUUGCUGCUGUUGGGUUUCACAGAGCCCUAACAGCAGAAGUUGCUGCCCUGGGAAAAAACGGAAUCAAGACCUCUUGUCUCUGUCCUGUUUUUGUGAAUACUGGAUUUACCAAGAACCCAAGCACGAGGUUAUGGCCUGUUUUGGAGACAGAUGAUGUUGUGAAGAAACUAAUGGAUGGAAUUCUAACUGACAAGAAAAUGAUUUUUGUUCCAUCAUAUUUGAAUCUCUGUUUGGCAUUAGAAAAAUUUCUUCCUGAGCGUGCAUUGGCCGCCAUAAAUCGGGUCCAAAAUGUUCAGUUUGAAGCAGUGGUUGGCCACAAACACAAAAAGAAAUGAGGACUUUAGAUUGAACUGGUUUUAAGAUGUUUUCCAGUGCCAAAUCUUAGGACCUUUUAUAAAAAUAGAAUGAAUACUGAGUGAUUAUGCAUAUAGGACUACUAUCUUCAUCUUUCUUAUUUUUGAGGGAAAAAUCUAUGGUUUCAAAAUUUUAUUAUAUUUCCAUUUCGUGCAACCAUUUUUUAUUCUAUUUUUGUCUUUUCCAUACCCUGGUGGACAAAAAUAACUUUUCUGUUAGGUCUCACAAAAGGAUUGUAGAUUAGAGCUGGGAAGGACUUUGGAGGCCACUUCCUCCAAUCCCCUCAUUUGAAAGACGAGGAAAUUGAGUCUCAGGAAUAUUAAGGGACUUGUCACACAGGUAGGAUCAUCAGAGGUGGGAUUCAAACCCAGUUCCUAGAUAGCCGGGGGUCUUUCCACUAUGCCAGCUGCCUCCUAAGAAGUUGGAUAAUAUAGGCAAAAUGUCAGGUUCUCACCUCUGUAUUUUCUCCGUAAGACUUAAGGGUCUCCCUGGUCACUUCUAGCUCUAAUUCAAUGAUCCUAUUAUCAAGUGUUGCAGUCUUAAAUGAAAUUUAAACAGGUAAGCUGACCAUGAAAGGCAUAGCUCUUAAAUAGUUAAGCUUCACAGUUAGAAAACUUUACUUAUUAGUUUGUUAUUCUCUUUCUCAAGUAGAGUGACUUUUAUCUUCUCUCUCCCACAAUUCAGUUGAAAUUAAAAUAUUUCAUCUCAUCCUCUCUGUGACAUUUUAAUAUCCAAGAUCUCUUUCCUACACCCCAAAGUCACCCUGCCCCUAUCAUUCUCCUUCCUUUCUAUGUUCAAAAAUCCCUUGAUCUCAGAAAAGCGGGGAAAAUCGAUCUUAAAAGCCUCAUUUAGUUUAGAAAUCAAACACCAACAUAGCUUCCCUACUUAGACAACCAAGGACCUUUAGACAACCAAGGAUCCUCCCUACUCCUACCCCCCCCCGGGGACAUUUAACCACAACAAAGAUUUGAGAAUGAACGCUGACCCAGAAAAUGAACCAGAAUUCUUGAGACUCUUACAGUAUGUCUGGGAAGUGUUGCCUUGAGGGGAUUAAAAUAACAAGAACAAUUUGUAAACCAAAGUACAGUAUGUGUCUUAACCAAACACUCACUCCUAAUUACUUCAUUUCAAAUCAGUUAUGUUUUUGUGAGCAGCAAGGUUGCACAAUGCUAGCCUGAAGUUAGAAAGACUGAUCUUCCUGAGUCCAAAUCUGGCCUCCGACUACUAGCUGUGUUACCCUGGGUUAAG